Solenopsis invicta (red fire ant) is the source of this 2680-nucleotide messenger RNA. RefSeq names its product synaptogyrin (gene Syngr). Gene Ontology annotation, cellular component: neuromuscular junction; synaptic vesicle membrane. The record is from RefSeq and is a predicted model, not a curated record. NCBI's taxonomy places the organism in Eukaryota, Metazoa, Arthropoda, Insecta, Hymenoptera, Formicidae. The transcript is spliced from 8 exons.
UUAACGUUUGUUUACAAAAAUACAGUGCAGUACAUACAGUGGACGCAAAAUUUAAAAAGAUUUUCCACAGCUUUUCUCGAAUAAAAAAUUUUUCCACUUUACAGAAAGAUGAGUACGGAUCAUAAUCUUUUAGGAUUUACCAAACAGACCGAAACGAUACUGUACGGCGUGGGAGCACAGAAUUUGCUAAAGGAAUGCAAAAGGAGAAAUAUAUCAACUGAGGCGUUGUGCAAGUUAACCAAGGAAGAUUUCGUGCAACUCGGUGCUGAGAAAGAUCAAGCUGAAAAUAUAUUUAAUGCUCUAUGUAUCUCCAAGGUGAAAACACAACAGAAAAAAUCUGUUGUGAAACCUUAUCAUAGUAUAUCUGAAAAAGUGGAAAUACUGCAGUCAGGUGAGAGACAAUUCCGCAUAAUUCAAGAUUAUGUGAAAUACUGCAGAAUGAAACUGAAAAAAGAAAGAAUCAACUUUUUUGUCGAAGUGGAUAAAGCUUUGAGUGCCUCUCAAAUUCUGUGUAUGGCUGCUGACGCUGCUCUUAAAGAAGUCAAUGACGCUGAGUUGAAACUAAAAGAACUGAAAGCUGUAAUUUUGCUUUGAAAUCUCCGCUUCAGUCGCACUAAGAUGGACGGCGGAGCAUACGGCGGUGGCAAGGCCGGAGCCCCUUUCGAUCCGAUCGCAUUCGUCCAGCGGCCGCAGGUCAUUCUGAGAGCGAUAUGCCUGCUUUUUGCAAUAAUCGUCUUUGGGUGUAUAAGCAGCAAGGGCUACAUUACAAAAGAAGAUGGGAAGGAAGUUUGUCUUUAUAACGCGGACAAUAAUGCAUGCAAUUACGGGGUUGGUAUCGGAGUGCUGGCGUUUCUGGCCAGUAUCGGAUUCCUUGUAGGUGAAUACCUGUUUGAACAGAUGUCGUCUGUCAAGACUAGAAAACAUUUUGUUCUCAUUGAUUUGGGUUUCUCGGGUUUUUGGUCUUUCCUCUAUUUCGUGGGAUUCUGUUACCUAACAAACGCAUGGAACAACUCAGUAGCACCAAAGGAUGGAUAUGGUGUGAAUAAUGUGCAAACGGCUAUCACAUUCUCAUUCUUCUCUAUCUUUACUUGGGCCGGUUGCGCUUGGUUCGCGUUUAAAAGAUUUAAGCAGGGUACCGAUGCAGCGUUCGCUCCGAGUUACGAAGCGGAUCCCGUCGGCGGUACAGGAUACACAAGUUACCCCGACGCCACCGAUACCGCUUACCAAGAACCGCCGUUCGGUCAGCAGCAGCAGCAGCAGCAGCAACGGGGUAUGGGUGACUUUCAAGCCCCAGCUUACUAAAAGUCAUCCAUAGUCUAUACCAAAAUGUAUUUCCAUUGGAUGCACAGCGAGCUACUUACGAAAGAAGAUGAUUUAGGAUAAUUUUUCAGAGAACAAGAUAUAUUGUUUUCCACCACCUGUGUUUUGCUUAAAGACUAAAGAGGAACUUCAUUCGCUGAUAGGUCGCUGGGCAACGCGUUGGUCAUAGAGUAAGUUUUCAUGGCAAGACGUAGAAGGAAGUUAUUUGUUAAACUGUGCUUCUUAUUGUUGACCACUUGUAAGUUACACUUAUCCAUACGCCCAAUGUCACAAGAAAAAAAAAGCGUUAGGUGUUUGAACGUCAUAUACGCCUGGACAUGCGUUACGACGGUGGCUACUGACCAUUUAUGUGGGAAGUAAAUAUUAUCUUAUAAUGAGUAACACUAUAGCAAAACUCCAUAAAUAAGUAAGAACUAGUACAUGCACACAAGCUAUGUAUAUUUUAAACGUUGUAACGUGUUUAUGGUAAACGCGAUUUAAAUAUAACAGUAAUAUAAAAUGCAUUGCAUUAUCGUGCAAUUAGUAUUAAAACGAUGUACACGAAGUCUAGGAUUGAAAAUGCGUAAGUUUCGCGAAUAAGUCGACACACGUUUUAAUAUAUUAGUGAGACAAUAUCUAAGUUACUUAAGUUAAUUAUGUCGUAUCAGUUGCAAAGUAAUUGGAUAUUCCUUGAAACGAAUAGCAUUAGCAAAUGUAACUGCACACUCGUAACUGCGAUGAAUAGCAAAACCAAAGUUUUUAUUAAUAUAAAUUCGUAUAUAUAUAUUUAAAAUUAUAAAAGGCAUAACUUACAUAUAAAUUGCUCGUGUUGCUACAUUAAAUUUUUGUAUUUGAGUCGCUUUAUGUGUUAACAGUUUAUUAAUAUGAAGGGAAGAGAUUUAUAAGUGAACACAUCACGAGGAAAAAAAAUUGUUAUUGAAUUUUUGUAUUUAAUGAUUGUUUCUUUAUUUUCAUAAGUAUUUAUGGAAUCUCAGGGGAAUGUUUUCAGUUAUUUAAAUUAUUUAUUUAUUUAUUUAUUUAUUUAUACAUUGUUAUUUAUUACACAAAUGUAAAUCUCGAUAUACAUGAUAAAAAUCAUGCAUUACUGGAAAUAUAAAAUAUAUUAAUUUGUGAUUCUUUUUAUAAGUAUUUAUGGAAUCUUGGGAAUAUAUUUUUAAUUAUUCAGAUUAUUUAUUUAAUUAUUUGUGAUUAAUUAUUUAUUAUACAAGGAAUAUGUAAAUCUCAAUAUGUAUAUUAAAAAUCCUGCACCUUACUGGAAAUGUGAAAUAACUUUGAUUGAUAACGAACAUGAGCGUUAACAGAAAAAAUAUAUAUAUAUGACAAUUUUAUGUUUGAUAAUCCUGGAGCCACGCGUUACAUC